CCAGUUCCCGGCCGCUGUCAGAGAGCGGAGUCAGUUCGCAGCGGGUUCGGGAUCCGAGCGGCUCCUCCCGGGAACUGAGCCCGACCCCGACCCCGAGCGCCCUCACUGGGAUAGGAGUCCGGAUACAGGAACCGUCUGCCGGAAACUCACCUGGUUACCUGUCCGGAUAGGGAUUUGCUUUCCGGACUCACCUGGUUACCUGUCCCGGGAAGGGAGAUACAGGAGGAGGAGGAGGAGAUUCGUUAAGCUGCUAUUGGCCGCUCGGGGAGCUGGUCGGUAAGACUGAGAGGUGGCUAUCUCUGGGGCCAAUGUUCCUGUGACAGAACCAUGUCUGAAGUCCAGGAGGCUGUGGUACUGGAGGAAGAAGAGGAGGAAGAAGAUGCCUCUAACAGCUGUGGGACGGGGGAAGAUGAAGACGACGGGGAACCGAAGAUCUGCCGCGCGUGUGGGGACCGGGCCACGGGGUAUCACUUCAACGCCAUGACGUGCGAGGGCUGCAAGGGGUUCUUCAGGCGGGCCAUGAAGCGGAAGUUGCAGCUCAGUUGCCCUUUCCAGAAUUCCUGCGUCAUCAACAAGAGCAACCGGCGCCACUGCCAGGCCUGUCGGCUCAAGAAAUGCCUGGACAUCGGGAUGAGGAAAGAGCUGAUCAUGUCGGAUGAAGCAGUGGAACAGAGGCGAGCGCUAAUCAAGAGAAAGCAGAGAUUGGCCGAGUCGCCCCCAGAGCCCCCCGGAACCAGUCUGACCCCCGAGCAGCAGCACUUUGUCACCGAACUGGCCGGGGCCCACACCAAAACCUUCGACUUCAACUUCUCCUCCUUCAAGAACUUUCGGCCAAUAAAGAGAUCCUCAGACCCAACCCAAGACCCAGAUGACGAACCCCAAGCGACGUCUUCAGGAGCCUUCCUCAUGCUCCCCCACAUCUCCGACCUCAUCACCUACAUGAUCAAGGGGGUCAUCAGCUUUGCCAAAAUGCUCCCCUACUUCAAGAGCCUGAACAUUGAGGACCAAAUUGCUCUGCUGAAAGGUUCUGUGGUUGAGGUUUGUGUGAUCCGAUUCAACACCAUGUUUGUCCCCGAGACCAAUUCGUGGGAGUGCGGCCCAAUCACGUAUAACACUGAGGAUAUGACUAUGGCUGGAUUCCGUCAACUGUUCCUCGAGCCCCUGCUGAGAAUGCACCGUAUGAUGAGGAAACUGAAUCUACACAAUGAGGAAUACGCCCUGAUGGCUGCCAUGGCCCUUUUCGCUUCAGACCGACCGGGGGUCCAAGACUGUAAGAAGAUCCAGAACCUGCAGGAACACAUUGCCCUGAUGCUGAAGAGAUACAUCGAGUGCCAGCGGCCCCUGUCCCCACAGAACAGGCUCCUCUAUCCCAAGAUCAUGGAGUGUCUGACGGAGCUUCGGACGGUCAACGACAUCCACAGCAAACAGCUCCUGGAGAUCUGGGACAUUCAGCCCGACGCCACCCCCCUGCUGCGAGAGGUGUUUGGGUCCCACAAUGAUUGAGGGGCCCUUGGGUGCUGUGGGUGCUGAUCCUUCCACUGAGGUUCUACUGGCACCGGCCCUGUCGGGGGCAACCAUGGCCAACCAACAACUGCCUACUGGCACCACUGGGUUAUUAGUUCAGCUGGUCGGUGCCAGUCUGUCCAUCAGCUCAAGGUGUUUAUGGAGACCUCAGUCAUCAUGUGGAACCUGGAAUGGAACCUGGAAUGGAACCUGGAAUGGAACCUGGAAUGGAACCUGGAAUGGUCCCACCUGGGUCUCCAACAUGGUCAGGAAAGUAAAACAAACUGGGUUCUGUGGCAAAGACUGGGCUAGAGACGCCCUGGCCCGACAUAGAGAGAAUCCUAGGGACACGCCUGGUCCAACAUAGAGAGACUAACGAGGUUCCGUGGCCCAAUAUCUGGGGCUGUAGGUUCUGCACAGGGUUUGGGGGCCUCAGAAUGUUUUUGGGUCUGGGGGUUCUGUAUCUGCACCAACCCAGACAGUUCGGGACCAAACUUCUCCCAAUACUGAAUGAGACUUGUUGGGAGUCGGUCACGGCAUUAGCCAAGAACUUACGGCAACAGCAGCCAAAACCUUCUCAGGGGUGAGCCCAAUGGGCCGGGGGGGGACCCCGACAUUCUAUGGAACUGUAAGUGAAUAAGGUUUAUCUCAGGGCACCCUUCUAUUUAUACUGACCUCCCCACUGGGCCUUUUGUUAGACGUGGGGGGGGGGGCAAAGGGCUAAAUGCUGGGGGUUCUGUCCCGGUAGGUAUCGGGGUGGGGGGGGGGGUACAUGUAAAAGAGCGUCUGUGUGUGAGUGUUACACGUGUGUUUGUACCUGUUCCGUAUGUUCUAUUUAAUUCUGGUGUUACUGGUACCGUAUUGCCUGGCGCCGGGUCCCUUUGGAUCCUCCGCCAUUUUAAAAAGUGGAAAAAA
This is a messenger RNA of Xenopus tropicalis (tropical clawed frog), 2418 nucleotides long. RefSeq names its product nuclear receptor subfamily 1 group I member 2 (gene nr1i2). The record is from RefSeq and is marked provisional. NCBI's taxonomy places the organism in Eukaryota, Metazoa, Chordata, Amphibia, Anura, Pipidae. Gene Ontology annotation, cellular component: nucleus. Gene Ontology annotation, molecular function: DNA binding; DNA-binding transcription factor activity; sequence-specific DNA binding. Gene Ontology annotation, biological process: regulation of DNA-templated transcription; DNA-templated transcription.